CGGCUUUCAUUAUAUAUAAAGAAUAGAGUUCCAUUCCACCUACCGCUUUCCUCUUCGCCAUAUUAGCUCAAAGGCUGCACAGAGAGAGAGAGAGAGAGAGAGAGAGAGAGAGAGAUCAGUUGGUGGAGCAGGAGGAGCCGAUCCCGCAGCCAAAUCCUUUUGAUCUGUUCUCCUCAGCAUCCGCAUUUCAAUAAAUUACGGUUUAAGGAAAAGAUUUGGAGACGAUGGCGAGCAUGGCUCGGCUUCUGCUUGGUUCCUCUCCGAUUCCCAGGCAAUACCAAUACCACGGCAACUUUUCCGUUACUCCCUUUGCUGCUGCCAUUUCAUUUCCGCAUUCUUCUGCGUCCUCGUCUCUCCCCAAUCAGCGCUGCCCUUUUAAUCUAAUCCACGCGAAGCACCUCUCCGGACCAACCAACUUGCGUGGCCAAUCCGAGAUACCAUUUGCCGGGGGAGAUGGUGGGGGAAACGAUGGGAUCGGACGCGGAGGCGGCGGCGGCGGAGGCUGGAGUGGAGGAGAUGGGGGGAGCGACUCUGGUGAUUCGUCGUCUUCAUCGUCGUCUGCUGGGGCUUUUGGGAUUCUGGGUCUUUUUCUGAGUGGAUGGAGAUCGAGGGUUGCGGCCGAUCCCCAAUUCCCCUUCAAGGUUGUGAUGGAGGAAUUGGUGGGUGUCUCUGCCUGUGUUAUCGGAGACAUGGCUUCGCGUCCCAACUUCGGCCUCAACGAGCUCGACUUCGUUUUCUCGACGCUCGUGGUUGGAUCCAUACUGAACUUCACGCUUAUGUAUCUUUUGGCACCAACCCUGUCCGCUUCUUCUUCUAGUCUCCCCGCCCUCUUUGCCAAUUGUCCCACGAGCCACAUGUUUGAACCGGGUGCCUAUACCAUUCUCAAUCGGUUCGGGACUUUUGUGUAUAAAGGAGCUGUGUUUGCUGCAGUUGGGUUCGCCGCAGGGCUGGUGGGGACUGCCAUCUCAAAUGGGUUGAUCAAUUUGAGGAAGAAGAUGGAUCCCACUUUCGAGACCCCCAACAAGGCUCCUCCGACGCUUUUGAAUGCGCUCACAUGGGCCGCUCACAUGGGUCUUAGCAGCAACUUCAGGUACCAAACUUUGAACGGGAUCGAGUUCUUGCUGGACAAGGGGCUUUCUCCAUUGGCGUUCAAGUCCUCAGUGGUGGUUCUCAGGUGCUUGAACAAUGUUCUUGGGGGGAUGUCGUUCGUGAUAUUGGCCAGGUUCACUGGGGCACAGAGCGUCGGGGAGCCCAAGGCAGUUGCAGAAGGAGAGGUUGGCUCGGUUGCAGAGAAGGAGAAGCUCAUUGAUGGGGCCGAGGAUUUCCAGAGCAAGUGAUAUGUUUCAGUUGGGUUCAUCUCCCACUUAAGUCUUUUUGGCUCUUUUAACAAUUUUCCUAUCCUUCUCCAUAUGUUCAUAACUUUGGCUUGGUUGUGGCGGCUUAUGCUGAUGAUAAUAAUAGUUUAGCUGCAAUAAAAAUCUUAAUACUA
Messenger RNA from Corylus avellana, 1489 nucleotides. RefSeq names its product alphavirus core family protein (DUF3411). The record is from RefSeq and is a predicted model, not a curated record. Lineage: Eukaryota; Viridiplantae; Streptophyta; Magnoliopsida; Fagales; Betulaceae.